AGCAGCCAACACCUAGUAACGUCCCCGGGCGACAAGACCGCCAGCAGCAGAAGCAGAAAAAAAAGAAAGAGAAAAGAAAAAAGAGAAGCAACCAAAAAAAAACAUGUCAGCCGAAUCCGUACCCAUCACCCCCGAGCGCUUCGCCGCCGCCCUCAAAGACCUCCCCCUCUCCUCGCUGCACCUCAAGGUCCACGAGCUCCGCAACAGCAUCGCCCACCUGGAUUACUCUAACGAGCAGCUGCGGCCCUUCGCCGAGGGCAUCGCGCCCAUGGCCACGACGGACGAUCCCGGGACGCCCGCGGUGGGGACGCGGGGCGUGCCGGACCAGGACUGCGUCGACGCGAUCCGCGAGAACGAGGUCGUCAUCGAGCGCAUGCAGGAGCGCAUCCGGCUGGUCAGGGCGGAGGUCGAGAGCCGGGGGCUGAACUGGGACGAGUUUCAGAGCGGAGGAGGAGGAGGGGUGGAGGACGACAUUGACUUGCCGAAAGCAGAAGGGGAGACGGACACGGAAGAAGGGGAUGGGAGCCCGCUGGUGAACGGCGCCGGCGUGAAUGGCACCGCUGCCACAACAACAACAACAACAACAACAGCAGCAGCAGCAGCAGCACCAUCGACAACAACGACGGCCAAUGGGGAGCCGAGACAUCCAGCUUGGAUGGACGGGACGUUUCAGACUGGGGUGAUUCGGGAUGGCGUUGUGCGAAUGGAUUCUGAUCCUGCGAGACAAGCACAGGCGCGGCAGGGCGGCUCGCUUACGGACGAGGAGCUGAGGAGGCGGGUGGAGGAGCAGAUGAGAGGCCUGGGAGAUGAUGAGGAUGACGACGGGGAGGGCGGGUUACAUCUCUAGGUCAACAAAUUGCGUUGAUGGUACGGAGCUAUGCCGAGGAUCUAACCUUUUUUUCCCCUUUGGUGAGUUCUUUGAAGGUGUUGCAAUACGGGCCCGCCCCACUGCAGCUUCACUCUGGUACCCAAGAGCAGCCAAAGACAACUGACACGACAUACUUGUUUUAUAUUGAUGAUUACUGCGUGCGCCAACGCACGAUGCCUCCCGGGUUGUACAAUGAGAUUUGCCAGCUCAUGAGUAGCCUCGA
Thermothelomyces thermophilus ATCC 42464 is the source of this 1091-nucleotide messenger RNA. RefSeq lists its product as uncharacterized. Gene Ontology annotation, biological process: proteasome regulatory particle assembly. The transcript has a single exon. The coding region runs from base 104 to 847 and encodes 247 amino acids. The record is from RefSeq and is a predicted model, not a curated record. NCBI's taxonomy places the organism in Eukaryota, Fungi, Ascomycota, Sordariomycetes, Sordariales, Chaetomiaceae. Gene Ontology annotation, molecular function: protein-macromolecule adaptor activity.